UCAAUCAGUUUUCUUUGGAAGCAUUCGACAAACGUUCUCACUGUAGCGAAAAUAAUUAUGCGAUUUAAACAUUUUGCAUUCGAAAAAUUAUAUAUAAAGGAUUUGAGUUUAUGAACGUUGGUCCAAUAUUUUUUGUACAUAUAUAGAAUUUUUUAACGUGUUUUUGUCAUUUUUUUCGUUUUUGUUAAAUGGUAUCAUCGAAUUUAAAUUAAGUGUCAAUCAAGAAAAAUUGUCGAAAAAAUCGCAGACGGCAAAACUAACGACAGUAUUCGAUUAAUAAUUAAAAAGUGUCAAUUCGGACUAAAAUUUCAGUUUAAGGUUGAAAAAAACAUUAAAUAAAUAAAAUCGAGGAAAAUGGCAUCCGAAAAUGUUUCGGCGCCAUUGAGAUCAUAUGACAAUAAAUCGUAUGGUACAACAGCAUCAAAUGAUGCACCAACGAUUGUGUACUGUUUACACGGUCGUUUAUCGAAAAGUUGCUGCAACGAGCAAGUGGUGGAGCUUACCCAGAUCGAAAAGCACUGUCACACCGACAAUGGACGCACCGAAGGAAUUGAUGUGCAUGCCCGUCGAAAACUCUUCAUCGCCAGUAUUUUGUGUGUUUUAUUCAUGAUUUUAGAAAUUAUUGGUGGCAUUUAUUCGAAUUCACUGGCCAUUGCAACGGAUGCUGCCCAUUUGCUGACCGAUUUUGCCAGCUUUAUGAUAUCGUUGUUUGCGCUCUGGUUUGCCGGCAGGCCAUCAACACGCAAGAUGUCAUUUGGCUGGUAUCGUGCUGAGGUGCUUGGUGCGAUUGUGUCAGUUUUAAUGAUUUGGGUCAUAACAGCCAUUCUAGUUUAUUGGGCAAUUGUGCGUUGUAUCACGCGUGAAUUUGAAGUUAACGCACCGAUUAUGUUGAUAACGUCAGCGAUUGCGAUUAUAGUGAAUAUUAUCAUGGGAUGGCAACUACAUGGAACCCAUGGACAUUCGCACGGAGGCAUGAGUAGCAGCGACGGCCAUUCCAAUGGUCAUGGUCAUUCGGAAAAUAUAAAUGUGCGUGCUGCUUUUAUACAUGUGCUGGGCGAUGUACUACAGAGUAUUGGCGUUUUUUGUGCAGCCAUUGUCAUUUAUUUUCAACCUACAUGGCAACUCGCCGAUCCCAUUUGCACAUUUAUCUUCUCAAUAAUUGUACUGUGGACCACGAUAACCAUAUUGAAGGACGCGAUACUUGUACUGAUGGAGGCAACGCCAACAUUUUUAGAUUACACCGAUAUUAUGGAAAUAUUUAUGCAAGUCGACGGAGUAGUUCGUGUACAUAAUUUACGAUUAUGGAGUUUGAGCAUCAACAAAAAUGCACUAUCAGCUCAUUUAGCAAUCGAUCAAAAUGCAGAGCCUGAGGAUGUGUUAAAGAGAGCCAAUAGUGCAAUUCAAAAGAAAUACGAAUUCUUCGAGACAACGUUACAAAUAGAACGAUUUCAAUCGGAAAUGGAUGAUUGUCAGCAAUGUGUCGGACCGUUGAAAUAAUGUACACACCAGAAGUCGUUUGCUCGUUAUUCAUAUGCCAGGAAUGCCAUUCAUAGACUAAGUCGCACCGUUUUUUUAUGAAUAAUAAUACAAUAUCAUGGCUAUUUAUUCACAUAAGAACAUUGGUAAUUGUUUGCAUAGAAAGAAAGAGAUUUCCAGCAGUAACCUGUGUUUUUAAGCAAAUACAAGCAAAAAAUUUAUUAAACAUUUUGUCCAACAUUUUGGACUGUUUUCAAACCGAA
Molecule: messenger RNA, 1739 nt
Organism: Contarinia nasturtii (swede midge)
Lineage: Eukaryota; Metazoa; Arthropoda; Insecta; Diptera; Cecidomyiidae
Gene: ZnT35C
Product: zinc transporter 2
Exons: 7
Coding region: 355-1497 (380 amino acids)
Biological process (GO): zinc ion transmembrane transport; response to zinc ion
Cellular component (GO): plasma membrane
Molecular function (GO): zinc ion transmembrane transporter activity
Source: RefSeq, a predicted model, not a curated record